Molecule: messenger RNA, 1307 nt
Organism: Paramecium sonneborni
Lineage: Eukaryota; Ciliophora; Oligohymenophorea; Peniculida; Parameciidae
Source: the annotation of a GenBank genome assembly
AUGAAUUAGCAAUAAUAUAAUGAAAUGUUCACAGCAUUCUAGACAAACAAGAUUUUAGUUGAACAAUUUGAUAUCUACCUUAAGUAAAAAGUAUUUUAAAUUAUUUUAUGAAGUGUGGCCAUUUUUAUGAUGAACACUUAUUUUAAUAAUUGAUUGAAUUAUCUUUAAAUAAUGGAGUCAUAGAUUUAGAAAGUUUUAUUAAUUAAUACAAUGAGACUGUAGAUACUUUAUAAUAUCGUUCAGAAAUAUUAAAUAAUAAGAUUAAAGAACUAAGAGUUUUGCAUUAAUAAUUAAGUGAUUAGUUAAAUUCAGAUGCAUUAUAAUAGAACUCUUUAACUCUUUAAAUUAUGGAUUGUCAAAAUAUUGAAAUUAAAAAUCCUAGCGUUUAUCUCUAAAUUUGUUGUGGACCUAAAACACACAAAACUAGAACUAUGAAAGGAGUUAGUCCAUAAUUUUAAGAGUAAUUUGAAUUUCCCAUUGAUUCUGGUUGUUAGGAUGUUACAAUAACACUUUUUGAUAGUGUAAGAAAUUGAAUCUACUUUAGAUGGAUGAUAAUAUGAUUGGUUAUACUCAAUUUUUGAUUUCUGAAUUAAGAGAAUAAAAACUAAAGGAUAUCAGUGUAAAUUUAUAAAGAUAAGACAAUAUGAAAAUCAAAACUAAAUUACAUGUUAUAUUAAAAUUCAAUCAUUCAAAAGUAAGUUUCUUCUAAUUUAGGAAAGCUUAUACAAAUAAGAAUAGUAAAAACUAAAUCAUGAAAUUAAUCAGAAUAAUCUUGAAAUGAAAGAAACUUAAUAAGCCUUAAAUUGUCUAGCUAAAGUAUUUAGUGGAGGUUGUAUCAAAAUUAGAUAAUUACCUCCAAUUUUAGAAAUUAAAGAAUUUGAAUUGAAAUGUUUAGAUACUUUAAAUGAUGCACUAUAAGAAAGAAUAUAAGAUUGGGUUCCUUUAUUUUAUAAACUAACUGGAUUGGUGGUUGCAUUAUCUGUUAUGAUUAGUUUAUAUCGAUGCUAAUUUAUGGAAGUAAAACAAUUUAUUAAUAUUAGUUAACAUUACUAGCAUAUAUGAUGUUAUUAUUAAUCCUUAGAGAAAUUAACUAAAAAUGGAUGAGAGUGUUCACAUAUUUAUUUGCUGUCUUAUUUCUUUAUGAUUUACUCUGGCUAUACAUAUGUGGAGGAGUAAUUAUUAUUAUUAUUUUAGAACUACGGUAUAACCAAAGGAGAAAAACACAUAAACAAAUUUGUCACAGCAUUAUGUUAUGUUGAACUCUUAGCUAAAAUUCCAUUUACAAUAGUUUUGUGGAAACAUUCGGU